AUGGAUUUGGUCAAUCAAUCAAAUGCUAACCACGUUCGACGAAAAAUAGAGGGCCGCCUCCAACAAGCCACACUCGACCUCCUCUCCGGCUCCGACAUCCAAUUCCGACGCGAAACCCGUCUCGACAUCGCACUCGUGAAAAACCUGCCCAUCGCACUCAUCUUCCUCCCCGCCGCCGACAUCCCAACCUUCGUCGGUGAAGGGCGCGUUGAUCUCGGCAUCACUGGUCGCGACCAAGUAGGCGAACACGACGCUGCUCUCUCUGAAGGCGAAGAAUCCGGCGUCACGGAAGUCCUCGACUUGGGGUUUGGAGGAUGCAAAUUGCAGGUGCAAGUACCCGAAAAGGGGGAUAUCACAGAGGCGAAACAACUGGUAGGCAAAAAUGUGGUUACUAGUUUCACGGCAUUGUCGACGCAAUUUUUUGCGGGCUUGGAGGGUGUGACAGCCGAGAAGGCGUUGAAGACGAAGAUUAAGUACGUGGGUGGUAGUGUGGAGGCGGCGUGUGCGUUGGGUGUUGCUGAUGGGAUUGUUGAUUUGGUUGAAUCCGGUGAAACCAUGAAAGCAGCCGGCCUCAAGGCUAUCGAUACCGUUGUCCAGAGCACUGCUGUCCUAAUCAAGUCCAAGAACACCAAGAACGAGCUCGUAGACUUGAUUGCCAGCCGUAUUCGCGGUGUCAUCGACGCACAAAAAUAUGUCCUCUGCCAAUACAACAUCCCACGCAACCAACUCGUCUCCGCCACAAAAAUCACUCCCGGCAAGCGUGCGCCGACCGUCACCGCACUGGAAGAAGCGGAUUGGGUUGCUAUCAGCGCCAUGGUUGAGAAGAAGAAGAUUGCCACUGUGAUGGAUGAAUUGACGACUGUCGGUGCUACAGACAUUUUGGUGCUGAAGAUCGAGAAUACGCGAUCUGCUUCUGCUUGA
Talaromyces amestolkiae is the source of this 921-nucleotide messenger RNA. RefSeq lists its product as uncharacterized. NCBI's taxonomy places the organism in Eukaryota, Fungi, Ascomycota, Eurotiomycetes, Eurotiales, Trichocomaceae. The transcript is spliced from 4 exons. The record is from RefSeq and is a predicted model, not a curated record. Gene Ontology annotation, biological process: L-histidine biosynthetic process. Gene Ontology annotation, molecular function: magnesium ion binding; ATP phosphoribosyltransferase activity. Bases 1 to 921 code for a protein of 306 amino acids. Gene Ontology annotation, cellular component: cytoplasm.